UUCCUAUAUCAGCACUAUUGCAUUUUCAUGGUCAAAUCAGAAAGAGGAUUUGUAUUCUGUGCAAAUUCAUCAGUAUGAAAGUUUUUCAGGGUUUGCAGAGGCUAUUUAGACCCUAAGCAAAAUAUUGUUCACUGCAUUUUCUGAAAACUAGAGUGGACUACUCUACUCUUACCUGCUAUGUAAUCCUUGCCCUAAGCCUGACAGGUUAGAGUUGUAGGUCUAAGUCAAUAUACCCUGGUCCUUUUGAUGCCAUGAAUUCUUGAAUUUAUGUGAAGUAAUACUAGAACAUGAUGUGUGUUCUUUGAAAGAGCAUUUUUACCGUUUACUGUCCCUGGCAUGUUACAUCACACAAUGUUCAUUAAACAGCACCAGGACAACCAAGAUCUAAUUUAGAAUACUCAAAAUCUACUGGAACAAGGAUAAGAACAAAAUCAUAAGUGCACACGUGUUGUGAAUUGGGCAGACACUUUCCAUGGGAAGUUCUCUUGUGUGGAUAAAUAUGAAUAAUCCACAAACAUUUAUUAGUGAUUAAGACACAUAUGCUUCAGUGCCAUAUUUGGACUGAGCACAUUCUACUAUCUGUAAAUAUUGCCACCCCUAUGUACCUUGUCCUCACCCAUUUUAAGAUGGUACUUUAACCUGUGUGGUUACUCUGAAGUGUAUUUCUUCCUUAAUCUCUUUCAACUGCCACUGUCCUUCACACAUCUGAUAAAAUGGCUAGCUUGUGGUUAGCUCUUGGGUCUUUUACUUUCUAGUUCAGCUGAAGCUGGGAAACUGUUGGUUAUACCAUCAGAUGGCAGUCACUGGUUAGGGAUGAAGCCUAUUGUAGAGGAGCUGGGGAGGAGAGGAAACCAAGUGGUGGUUGUCUUCCCAGAGGCGAGUCUGAGUAUGGGUCCUUCAGAGCAGACCACCACUCUGACAUAUCCAGUGAACUACACCAAGGCUGAAUUAGAAGCGAACUUAGCAGAUCAGUUAAACACAAUUCUGAGCAUUGAUAUCUCUACAGACCUGGCCAAGUUUCAGUCAUUCAUCAUCUCACUGGAUGUUUUGCCGAUGUUUAUUUUGAGGAACACAGAGGGUCUGCUCUUCAACAAGGACUCGAUGAAGAAACUGCAAGACUACAACUUUGAUGCAAUUCUCACAGAUCCAUUUGAGCCUGUUGGAGCUAUAGCUGGUGAAUAUCUCUCAGUUCCAGCUAUUUAUAUGCUAAUAAAUCAUCCUUGUGGUGUCGAUACUCUUGCCAGUCAAUGUCCAGCUCCAGCUUCUUAUGUUCCACAAGCUUUUACUCACUUUACUGACCACAUGAAUCUUUGGCAAAGAAAUCUGAACCUGAGAAAAACAUCAAUGAUGGAGAUCAUGAGCCGUGCAGCUCUCUGGUUUUUGCGUUUCGACUUUGCUGUGGAAUUCCCACGUCCAGUGAUGCCAAACAUGGUCAUGAUUGGAGCAACAGUUAGCCAAAAACCUAAACCUCUGUCACAAGUGAGUCUUUUUUGUUCUUAAUAAGCUUACUAUACUAGUAAGUGCUGUAUCUGUAAUUUGAUUAAAACAACAACAACAACUUGUUUUCUUAAUCUCUGUAGUUAUCCUGGAAUAGAAAAGAACCAGCAAUGUGUAAAUUUCCAGU
Messenger RNA from Sinocyclocheilus rhinocerous, 1624 nucleotides. Its product is annotated as UDP-glucuronosyltransferase 1-5-like. Lineage: Eukaryota; Metazoa; Chordata; Actinopteri; Cypriniformes; Cyprinidae. The record is from RefSeq and is a predicted model, not a curated record. The coding region runs from base 814 to 1500 and encodes 228 amino acids. Gene Ontology annotation, molecular function: UDP-glycosyltransferase activity. The transcript is spliced from 2 exons.